AUGAGCCCGCCACACACCAUGACAUCCAACGAGGUUUAUUUGCUGCCGCUCAACGAUGAUGGCUCACCUCAGGUGCAGGGCGAAUACAUCUAUCUCGCUCCCAGGUCUCAGGAACCUUUAACGGUUCGCUUUGCCAUCGAGGGUACCUCGUCCAUCUGUCGUCACGGCAGCCUUUGGGUCAAUAUUCCCGAUGAAGGCGCCGAAUUUCGCCGCGAUCAUUUUCGCGAGUUCAAACUUACACCCGAUUUCAACCGCACACUCGAAAUCUCCAUUCCCAUCCACCAGCCUGGUGCCUAUGCCUUCUACACCACUUAUGCCGAGCUCCCUGAGCUCAAGAAAGAGCUAAAAAAUAGCUCUGAACAAAAGGAAAACCUCAAAAAGACCCCUCUUUACUACAUUGAUGUUGCGCCGAGACUCAAGCUUGAUGGCCGGCCCUUGCCGCUGCCUGCCUUGUCCAUCUUCUCUGUCAUUAGCAAGUUCAUGGGCAAAUACCCCAAUGAUUGGGAGCGCCACCUUCAUGGCAUCAGCGAUCGUGGAUACAACAUGAUUCAUUUUACUCCUCUUCAAGUCCGCGGUAUAUCCAACUCUCCAUAUAGUUUGUAUGACCAACUCGGCUGGGACCCAGCCUGUUUCCCCGCUGGUGAGGAUGAUGUGCAGAAGAUGGUAGACAGUCUCGAACGCAACCAUUCCCUGCUGAGCUUGACGGACAUUGUUCUAAAUCACACAGCCAACAACACCAAAUGGCUCGAGGAACACCCUGAGGCUGGUUACAAUCUACUCACUGCCCCAUGGCUGGAGCCCGCUUACCAACUCGACACAAGUCUCUUGGAGUUGAGCGACAACCUGGCGAGGCUCGGACUUCCCACCGACGUUAAGUCCACUGACGAUCUGAUGCUCAUCAUGGACGCCAUCAAGACCGAAGUCCUCGCCAAGAUUAGGCUAUGGGAAUACUAUGCGCUCGACGUUGAUCGAGACGCCGACGAGGCAGUCAAGGCGUUUUCAAAGGGUAGUAAAUACAGCUCUGAUGACACCGCGGAUUUCGAGAAGAAGUUGGAGAAAGCCAAAUCUGGGUCGGUCAAAGAGCAGGUCGAUUUCUUCAGAGAGGUCGGUUUGGCUGGCACUGACCGAAUGGGCGAGCGCUUCCGCAAGCGCGUGAAACCUGAUGUCGCCGCAGGCUUCUUGGCAGGUUCUUCGGACGAGAAUGUUGCUAGGGCCAAAAUCGUCGAGAUUUUGAAUAUCCUCAAUGUUGACUUCUACAAGGAGUACGACGCUGAAGUGGAUGAUAUACUCCAGCAGAUCUUUAACAGGAUUAAGUAUGUUCGACUCGAUGAACAUGGCCCCAAGCUUGGUGAGAUUAACAAGGAGAACCCCUUGAUUGAGUCUUACUUUACUCGUCUGCCUAAAAACGACACAACAUCCAAGCUCAAGCCUGAAGAGAUGGCCUUGGUCAACAACGGAUGGGUUUGGGGGGGCAAUGCACUGGUUGAUAAUGCAGGCCCUGACUCAAGGGUCUACCUUCGCCGAGAAGUCAUCGUCUGGGGUGACUGUGUCAAGCUGCGAUACGGUUCAGGGCCCAAAGACAACCCUUGGCUGUGGGAGCACAUGAUCAAAUAUGCUCGUACACUCGCCAAGUACUUUGCAGGUCUUCGCAUUGACAACUGCCACUCUACUCCGAUUCACGUUGCUGAGCACAUCCUCGACGAGGCGCGCCGCGUGCGGCCUGACCUAUAUGUAGUCGCUGAGCUGUUCACGGGUUCUGAAGAGAUGGACUACGUAUUUGUGAAGCGUCUUGGUCUCAGCUCGCUCAUUCGUGAAGCCAUGCAGGCAUGGAGUACAGCUGAACUCAGCCGGCUUGUACACAGGCAUGGUGGUCGACCUAUUGGCAGUUUUGAGGUUGAUGAAGUCUCUAAGUCUGAUGCGCGCACUCCAUCAAGCAGCCCUACAAGACUCAAGAAUGGUGACACAAAUGGAAAUGGGCCGCGAUCCAGAGAAAUUAUUCGAGCGAUCAAGCCCAGUCCUGUACAUGCACUUUUCAUGGACUGCACUCAUGAUAAUGAGACACCAGCACAAAAGCGUGAUGCUCGUGACACUUUACCCAACGCUGCUCUCGUCUGCAUGUGCUCCAGUGCCACUGGAAGUGUCAUGGGUUACGAUGAAAUUUACCCCAAGCUCGUGGAUCUGGUCAACGAGACUAGGCUUUAUACAUCUGCCUCUUCCGGAUCAAAGCCGAUCAAGAUAGGAGGCGGCGAGGACGGUAUUGGCGGCAUCAAGAAGCUUCUCAACCAGAUUCACACUUUGAUGGGCAAGGACGGAUACGACGAAACUCAUAUCCACCACGAGGAUCAGUAUAUUACUGUUCACCGAGUACACCCUGAAUCCCGCAAGGGUUACUUCCUCAUCGCACAUACUGCCUUCCCAGGCUAUGGUAACGGAAAUGGCGACUUUAGUCCUGUUCAUCUUACUGGUACCAAGGCUCGACACCUGGGCAGCUGGAUGCUCGAGGUUGACGCUAGCGAAGAGGCGACGAAGCAAGCGCUCAGCGACAAGAAGUACCUGCGCGGCUUGCCUAGUCGGGUCAAGGAUGUCCCCGGCAUUCGAAUGGAAGUCAACGGCGACGACACUACCAUCACUGUGCGUGACAGGUUCCCCCCGGGAAGCAUCGCCCUCUUUGAGACCUGGAUCCCCGCUGCCGAGCAUUCCUCGGGCUUAGACAACUAUGUCACCUCAGGAGCCAAGGCGGCGUGGAGUGAACUCAGCUUGUCUGAUCUCAAUUUCCUCAUGUACAGAUGCGAAGCUGAGGAAAGAGCCGAGAGCGAUGGUCGAGAUGGUGUUUACGAUAUUCCUGGGCAUGGAAAGCUUGUCUAUGCUGGUCUCCAGGGAUGGUGGAGCAUUCUCAACAACAUCAUCAAGGAAAAUAACCUGGCUCAUCCAUUGUGUCAAAAUCUUCGUGAUGGUGAAUGGGCUCUAGAUUUCAUUCUGGCAAGACUACAGAGAAUUAGCGCUACUCCCGGAAACGAGGCAGUCGCUGAGCCUUUGAAAUGGCUACAAGAGCGAUUCGAGGCGAUCCGGAAGAUUCCCAGUUUCCUACUUCCUCGAUACUUUGGUCUUGUCUUGCGCACUGCGUACAUGGCAAGCUGGGAGCGGUCACUGCAGCUUAUGAACGCCAGCGUGCGAGACGGCCAGUGGUUCCUGCAAAGCCUAGCCAUGGUCAGUGUACAGCAGGUCGGCUAUGUUAAGUCAGCAUCUUUGUGGCCCAACAAGUUGGUUCCUUCUCUGGCUGCUGGUCUUCCCCACUUUGCUGUGGAAUGGGCUAGAUGUUGGGGUCGAGAUGUGUUUAUCGCUCUCCGUGGACUUCUUCUUGGCACUGGUCGUUUUGACGACGCCAAGGAACAUAUCCUCGCGUUUGCCAGCGUGUUGAAGCAUGGUAUGAUCCCCAACCUUCUCAGCAGUGGCGACGCGCCCAGGUACAACUCUCGAGAUUCAAUCUGGUUCUUCCUCCAGUGUAUCCAGGACUACACACGAUUUGCUCCCGAGGGCCUAGACAUCCUCAAGACCAAGGUCAAGCGUCGUUUCCUACCUUAUGACGAUACUUGGUUCCCUACCGAUGAUGAGAGAGCAUACUCCAAGGAGAGCACCAUUGAGGAGGUGAUCCAAGAAGCUCUCCAAAGACAUGCUACCGGAAUGAAGUACCGGGAGGCUAAUGCUGGUCCCCAGAUUGAUUCCCAGAUGAAGGAUGAAGGCUUCAACCAGGAUAUUCAUGUUGACUGGAACAAUGGUAUCAUCUUUGGUGGCAACCAAGAUAACUGCGGUACCUGGAUGGACAAGAUGGGCGAAAGUGAGCGAGCAGGCUCCAAGGGUGUUCCCGGUACUCCUCGUGAUGGAGCUGCCAUUGAGAUCACCGGUAUGCUGUACAGCACUCUGGACUGGCUUGCUGGACUCCACGGAAAAGGCAAAUAUGCGUACGCGGGUGUAGAGAAAUCCGACGGUGGCUCUAUCUCACUCGCUGACUGGGCAAGUCUUCUCAAGGCCAACUUCGAGCGAUGCUACUAUGUUCCCGUCUCGGCUGAAGAUGAUUCCAAGUACGAUGUCAACACUCCUAUCGUCAACCGUCGCGGAAUCUACAAAGAUCUGUACAAGUCUGGCAAGGAGUAUGAGGAUUACCAGCUGCGUCCCAACUUUGCUAUCGCCAUGACCACCGCACCGGCUCUCUUUGACCCUGAUCACGCAAUGCAUGCUCUGUGUGUUGCAGAUGAGGCUCUCCGAGGACCUCAAGGAAUGGCAACUUUGGACCCUGCGGAUCUCAACUACCGCCCUUACUACGUCAACAGUGAAGAUAGUGAUGACUUUGCAACAAGCAAAGGCCGUAACUACCAUCAGGGACCUGAGUGGAUCUGGCCCACUGGAUUCUUCCUUCGAGCCCUCCUCAAGUUCGACCUGAAGAGGAGAACAACAGCCGAAGAUCGCACUGAGGCAUUCCAGCAAGUUACCAGAAGACUGGGUGGGUGCAAGAAGAUGAUCCAGGAGAGCCCCUGGGCUGGUCUUCAGGAGUUGACACAAAAGAACGGCGAAUACUGCGCCGACUCUAGCCCCACACAAGCAUGGUCGGCAGGUUGUCUGAUUGACUUGUACAUGGAUGCUGUGGAAGAACAAAAUGGGGCAUAG
Molecule: messenger RNA, 4662 nt
Organism: Fusarium pseudograminearum CS3096
Lineage: Eukaryota; Fungi; Ascomycota; Sordariomycetes; Hypocreales; Nectriaceae
Exons: 3
Coding region: 1-4662 (1553 amino acids)
Biological process (GO): glycogen biosynthetic process; glycogen catabolic process
Molecular function (GO): amylo-alpha-1,6-glucosidase activity; 4-alpha-glucanotransferase activity
Source: RefSeq, a predicted model, not a curated record